UUCGGCGCAUAACGUUGUAUUUCCAACUGGUGCAAUAAUCAGUUCUGUUCAACAUUUGAGCAGUAUAGGAAUCGACGCGCUACCAGAGAAAGUGUUUUAUUUACUGAUUGCUAUUCACCGGCAUUUCACACGCGAUUCAUUGCGCUUCGAAGGAUGACAACGGAAGUGAGUUCCGAUCCGAAUCGAAGCUGGAUCGAUACCGACUAUUUCAGGCAUGUUCUUGGAACGUAUUUCGGCGACGAUGUAGUUGUUGUGAGUUAUUCCGUCGAAGACGGAUCGCCAAUAGGACAAAAUUUCAUGAAUUCGAUAAUACGCGCCACUGUGACGUACUCUCGGCACAGCGAUGAAUGGUGCACGAUUUCGUUGAUAUUGAAAACAGGGUUGCCCAAUCCGGAAUUCGCCAGAAAUGAGCGGUACGUACUAGCAAUCGAAAAAGAUAUCUAUGGACCAGUUAUGCGAGGGAUUGGCGAUCUUUUAACCAGUUUUGGAGAAUGCUGCCGGUUUGGACCAAAGAUGUUCUACGAAGACAUUAACGCGCUGGUCCUGGAAGAUUUGGCGGUUAAGGGUUAUACGCAACCGGACCGAAAGGCGAGGUUAGACAUGAGCCACUGCAAGCUGCUGAUGAGGAAGGUGGCAAAAUUUCAUGCUGCGACAGCUGUUUUAGGACGUACGAACCGAAAUCUUUUUCAACUUCACAUGACCAGUGGUUUUUUGGACCAAACCAAUGCGAUUCGGCUGUACUACUUGAACUGCAUAGCUGAGUGUAUUGCGCUGACUGAAACUGUGCCUGAACUGGGAGUCUAUCGUGAUUUUCUCUGCAAUUUCGGCAAGACCAUGAUUGAGCGAGAAUGCAACACUUUUUCACGGGAAGAAGAUGGUUUCAACGUUCUUAAUCACGGAGAUCUCUGGCAGAACAAUGCACUGUGGCAAUAUGAUAAGGAUGGAAACUUGCAGGAUGUUCUUCUGAUUGAUUAUCAGGAGUGCUUUUAUGGUUCGCCAGGAAUUGAUCUGAAUCAAUUUCUCUAUUCAUCAGCCAACAACGAAGUGCAACUUAACGGGUUCAGCGAACUAAUUCAGAUAUACGUCGAUGAGCUUCAAUCGACCUUGAAAAAACUCAAAUACGACUCAAAGAUACCAACGUUGGAUACAAUUCUUGACGAGAUGAGAAAAAAACGUGAUCACGCUGUAGUCGUAACUACUUGCAUGGUGCCAGCUUUGAUUAUCGAGGCACCGGAGCUGGCCACACCUGAAAAUAUGCUUGAAGACAGCGACCAGGCAAGACGAGCGCGACGAGAGGUUUUCUCCAAUCCCAGAUUUGUGGAGAUUUUGAAAAUUUUACUGCCCCAGCUGGUCAGCGACUGGUGUGAAACAGCUCCAGGUUGGUUGCAUAACGACUUCCUACUGGAAGUGAUCCGAAAGGCUCAAAAUGACCCUUCCUUAUGGCUGUGCCAUGGGUGCAAAUUACGCCCGGAAGCGGUUCACGGUGAUCGGAGAGCGAGUGUUUUGUUCCGAACGACGGUUCACUAUCGCUCGAAACGAUUCCACAACGAGCAGGCCAUCAAUUUGAUUACGAAAAUAAUACCCAGCGAAAAUGGGUUGUCUAAUGAGAGCUCGAUUCUGGAUACAGAAGUGAGGAUGUACAACGAAGUGUUACCGGCAAUGGUGAAAACGUUGAAAGAUGUUGGAGAAUGCAUUGAUUUUCCAAGAUUGAUCCACGCGAGCCCCAAACCCAACACUAUCCUUAUCCUCGAAAAUGUUCAUCCAUUGGGUUGGCUGUCGUUCAAAAAGUACAGAAGCACGUAUGAAGAUGUUACAGCAACAGUUCAUGCCAUUGCAAAGUUUCAUGCCUUAUCCUACUUUUUAAACGAAACGUCUAUUGAUCUCUCAACCUUCAAAUCACUGAACAAAGUGCAAGACCUGCCCGGUAACAGUUUUACAAGCUUCGCGGAUGAAGUUGAAACCUGGGCGAAUUGUGAAAAGUUUUCCCUGAAAUUCCAACUCCUUGAAGCCUCUGUGCAGGAAAAGUUGAAACAGGUACUCAAGGCAAACUCCAAAUCACACGGAUAUAAUGUCCUCAACCAUGGAGCGAUCCAUCCAAAAAAUCUUUUUUAUAAAGUCAACUCCACUGGGCUAGUCAUGAAGACGAUGCUAAUCGAUUUUCAACGCUGCCAUUGGGGAUCGCCGGCCAUAGAUUUGCUCUAUUUGCUGGAUUUAGUCGUCAAGCAUGACGUUAAGGUAGCCAAGCGCGAUGAAAUCAUCUACCAGUACUAUCAGCACUUUGUCGAAAUAUUGAACAAGAUCGGUUUCCUGGGCACCGUUCCGAGUCUAGUUGAUUUGCACAUAGAGCUGCUCAGAAAAGGGUUUCUCGAGGUGUUUCAUGACGUUGAACAGCUGGGAGACUCAGAUUUGAAGAUCGACCAAUAUCAGUCUAUGAUUCGAACCGAUAUGAUGCACUUAUUGUACAAAGAGUAUCUGGAGGAUGUUCUGCGCAAGGAACAAUGCGAAAGGGUGAUUAAUGUUAAAGAGUUCAGUGUAGUGAUGGCGUUGGGCAAAGGAGAGAACUAUUCGAGCGAUAUAUUGCGAGUUAAAGUCAAUUAUGUCACUGGAAGCAAUAACCACAGUGCUCACGCGGUAUGCUCGACGAAUCCUAAACAUUUAAUUUUUGAAGAUUUAGCUCAAAGUGGUUUCCGAUCAGCUGACCGGAAACAAGGACUCAAUUACACUCAAUUGGAAAUGGUCUUGGAAAAGAUCGCCAAAUUCCAUGCCGCAACAGCGGUACUGUUUAGCAAGGACGAAGACACCAUGAAAGAUCACCACUAUCGCAAUAUCAGUGAAGAUGUGCAGCAUUUCUAUUCACUUUUUCAAAACAGUAUCGUCAGCUGUGCGGAACAGGCACAAAGUUGGCAAACAACUCCGAAAAGCAUAACGCAGAAGCUGUUCGCUCUAGAAAAAACUGUCAUUCCAAAGGGCUGCCAGGUGUACACCCGCGAUGAUUCCACCUUCAACGUUUUGAAUCACGGAGAUCUUUGGGUCAACAAUGUGAUGUAUAAAUUCGAUGGAAGGGGCAAUGCCAUCGACUGUAUCCUGGUUGACUAUGCUGUUGGAUUCUUCGGUUCCCCUGCGAUCGAUCUUAGUUACCUGUUGUUCACUUCUUCAGCGGAUGAUAUUACCACAGAUCAAUUUGAUCUUUUGCUGCAAUACUACCACUCGCAUCUGGUGGAUUGCUUGGUGCAAUUGGGUUACUGCAAGAAACUGCCUACCUUGUUAGAUAUUCAAGUGGAAAUGUUGCGGAAAGGGUUUGUAGGAAUCAUGUUCGCCACCUUCCUAAUACCACUACGUCUGAUCGAGGAUACGGAAAAUGCGGACAUAGGAAAUUUGCUAGGUUCUUCUAAAGAUGCGGUAGAAUUCCGACGAAUUAUCUUCAGUCAACCGAAGUAUAGGGGAAGAAUGGAAUAUCUGUUGAAAUAUUUCGACCGGAAAGGUUACCUUGAUUAAGGAUUAAUAAAGAUACUGAAAUGUAUA
Messenger RNA from Topomyia yanbarensis, 3522 nucleotides. RefSeq lists its product as uncharacterized. The record is from RefSeq and is a predicted model, not a curated record. The transcript is spliced from 11 exons. Lineage: Eukaryota; Metazoa; Arthropoda; Insecta; Diptera; Culicidae. The coding region runs from base 154 to 3495 and encodes 1113 amino acids.